AUGGCAACGUUAGUCGGUGACCAUGACGACAUCCACGACCCAAUUUCCCCCCACCCAAGACGCAGUGAAGAUAACACCCCGUUCGUAGACGACGAGGACGAACUCCAACCCCAACAAGAGCAACACAACGAAACCCAAAACGAACACGAACAAAGGCUCUCCCGCAUAGAAACGAAUACCAGCAUUAGCAGUCGCCCGCGCGAAGCAACCGAACUAGACGAGAUCCGUCGCCUGUCCACGGAGACCGCCACAUUCUCCAUCCAGGGCGUCCUCGUCGCGCAGCUCUUCCGCCUGCAAUCUUCAAAGUCCUCAGGAGCACCAGGAGGGCCUUCUUCGCGCUUAAAAUUUGCGUCUGUCGCUGUUCCGCUUAGUGUCGCGUAUCAGACCUGCGCAAUUUUGGUGGCGUUGUUGGGCGCGUAUCGGUUUUGGAGGCAGCAGAAUGCGAUUGCGAGGGGGAAGGUGUUGUCUGGUGGGUGGGAGAUACAUGGGAUUGGGUUUAUGACUUUUGUUGCUGGGGUGACGUUACUGUCGCUCGCGAUUGUGAUCAUUGUAGAGACUAAUUGA
Molecule: messenger RNA, 564 nt
Organism: Talaromyces amestolkiae
Lineage: Eukaryota; Fungi; Ascomycota; Eurotiomycetes; Eurotiales; Trichocomaceae
Exons: 3
Coding region: 1-564 (187 amino acids)
Source: RefSeq, a predicted model, not a curated record